Messenger RNA from Prorocentrum cordatum, 1932 nucleotides. NCBI's taxonomy places the organism in Eukaryota, Dinophyceae, Prorocentrales, Prorocentraceae. The record is from the annotation of a GenBank genome assembly.
AGCCCUUUCGGCUCAAGCCGUGCUGGCGCAAGCUUGUUCCGCAACUCAUCUCCCCCGCGCACUUCGAUUCGGGGAGCACCCUGCUCUAACAGUUCUUUUUACUACCCGCGCACUUCGGCAGCGCGCCCCCGUGCCGCCAGCCAGCCAUGGCAGCCGCCCUCUGCCGCGAUGCCGCCGCCGCCCGCUGCGGCGCACCCCUGCUCGGCGGUCCGCCCUCGGUGCCGCUCCGCUCCCCUGGCGGCGCCGCCCCGCCCACCGCGGGCGCCCGGGUGCCCCCGGGAGAGGUCCCGCGGCAGCAGCGGGAGCACUGGGAGGAGAGGUGCCUGGAGGAGGUGGUGGGCCACCUGCUGGACGGGCUGGACGACGGCUCGAUGUGGUACCUCAUCGCAGAGCUGCUCGCCUCGGGCGUGGCCAAGGUCGAGAAGGUGGAGGCCACGGCGCGGGAGGGCGAGGGAGCCGGCAGGGACGAGCGCGUGGCCGACGGCGGGCGCCCGGAGCCCGAGCCGGAGCCCGAGGCGUACGCGGUGCCAGCGCGCCGGCAGGCCCGCGGCACGCCGCUGGCGCGGCCGCCGCAGCACGGCGAGGACGAUCGCGGCCACCUCGCUCUGAGCAUGUCCGACGCCUGGGGCCGCCUCUCCGUCGACCGCGGCGCGCCCGGGCAGGCCAUCGCGGGCAACGUCGCCGCCCGCGAGAGGCGCCUGCGCCACUUCCGGCGGCUCCGCGAGCAGCUGGAGCUCCAGAACGCGCAGAGCAUGGGCAAGAUCUCGCGCCUCAUCAGCCACUGGGCGCCAGGGGGCUCCUCGCCGGGGGCGCCCAUGGGCCUGCCGGCCACCGCCGCGGCAGCCCCGCGCGCCGUCCAGGGGCAGCCGCGGGAGGCAGACAGGCGUUUGCAGCGGCCUCCGUGUGAAGUACCAGGGUGACGAGAUUGAGCGGAUCUUGCUGGCGCCCGUGCUCGCUGCGCGUGGACGUUUGAAGGCCUUCAUGCAUGGCACGCUGCGCGGCGUCGUGCGAAGCACUGGCGCGCACGCGCGCCGCAGCUGGCGUGCCAAAGGCAAGCCGCGUGGCGUUGCGCAAAGCGUUCGCCCCUGCGACACGCCACGCCUCUGGCAGCAUGAGCACAUGCACAUGCACGUACAUAGAAUGUCUAUUUACACGCUCGCAUACACCGUUUCUGUAUGCAUGUUCCCGCGCGCCCGAGCGACAGCCCGUGCGACGGGGCACCUCGCCUCGUGGCGACCUCCACAGCACGAGUCUCCAGAUUUUCCGCACAGGGGACCUCGGGCCGCGGCCUGGUGUGUGUGGAAGGAGGCUUGGGGCAUGAAGGACAGACGAACAGGUCAGCCCUGAUUGGUAGGUCAACCGCUCCAAAUCGAGGGGUCCUCCUCUUAGGGUGGUCUUUACUGUGCCCAGGCGCCGGCAGUCGCGCCCGCAGUCCCUCUCCGACCUGCGGGCCCUCUCCGAGCUGCUGGAGUAAUUGGGUGCACGCUUCCUCGUCGCCCUCCCCUCCGCUUCCCCACGCCCCUCCGCCUCUUGGGGUUUCGCUGGUCCUCUUCCUCCUCCUCCUGAUCUUCCCCGCCAUCCUCCGCAGCCAUUUUGGCUUAAGGCGUGUUGGCGCAAGCCGUUUGGGUUGAUGCCAGUGUUUCUCAAGUUGGGUUUCUGGCCUGCACCUCCGCAGCCAAUGGAGUCCUUUUACCGUGAGGUCCCUAUUGGUCUUACGCUUUUGCCCUGCCUGUUGGUGCUUCUGCUGCGGCAGCCUGUCCAGCAACUUCUGCGACCUUCGGCGGCAGCCUCCGCUACGGCCGCCGCGCCGGCAGCAGUGGCACCGCCGACGGGCAGCUGCAUCGGUAGCGUGAGUCUGGUGCACUUCUUCUCGCCUUUGUCUUCUCUCAGGAGAGGAAAAAACACACAGACACAAUUAAUCCUCGAUUCCUC